AUGAAUUCCAUCACCUGUUUACCCAUUGAGGUCGUCGAGCGGAUACUCGACCAUACCGACCGCCCGUCGCAACUAGCGCUCGCCCGCACUCUGCGAGCGUUCCGCCACGUCGUCAACCGGCGCCUCUAUAAGCAGAUCAUGUUGGUGAACCAGCCCAUCCAGAAAGACGACUAUACCACGCUCGCCCUUGACCGCUUACAAAAGUUCUGUGACGAGCUCUCGCCGUAUAACUUCCAAUUCAUCAACAAAGUGAUCAUCCAGACCCAGCUGGACCCGCUGGCGCUGAUCCUGUACACCGGGUUGUACAAGAAGAUGUUACGCCUCUGGGACUUGUUGCCGCGCCACCAGAUCACCGUGAUCAACUACGACUUGAACAACUUGCGCAUCCACCAGCUGCUCAACCAGUACAUCUACAAGUACACCCUGCACUACGUCAUCGAGGACCUGUGUCUCGACCAGACCCACAUCAACUAUAAGAUCAACAACUUGCACAACUGGAUGAUCUUUGACUACUCCGAGCUUAACCAGUUGCCGGUGAACCCUAACUUGAGGGAAUUGCAUAUUUUCAUUGAACGCCUGAACCACCAAAUGUCGAAACAAGAUGACGUCCCGCUUAAAGUGUUGCGCAACUUCGCCAAUUUGGAACUGCUCUACUUGACCACCCCGUUGGCCACGUCGCAAUUGCAACGCUACUUCGCCAACUUUGACUUUGCCGGCCACGGUCCCGUGUUCUCGCAAUUGCGCCAGUUGCUGGUGUGCAACUUGCACUCGUACAAGGACCACCUGCUUUUAACUUACGAAGGCAUGAGCCGCAUCUUGCCGUUUGAACAACUCGAGCUGCUCGAGCUCAAGUUGUCGUGUACCCAUCACGACUGCGACUGCAUCCUCCAAUUCUUCAUCGACAUGCCCUACAUGCCCAACUUGAAGCACUUCAUGUUGAUCAACACCAACACCAAGCUGCUGCAGCUGAACAUGGCCCAGUACCAGCAGUUGCUCGAACUGCCGGAGUUCUUCCGCAAGAUCGACCACUGCGAGCUGCUCUACCUCAACAUCAACGAGUUGAACACGUUGACGUUAGGGGUGCGCUCCGAGUUCAAGUUCUCUAAGUUGUGCGAGCAAUUCAAGUCCUUUGAACAGCUCAAGCUGGUGACGCUCCCUGAUUUCUUUAAUCACUGGCUCGCCACGGUGCCUGACUUCUUUGACCAAACGAUGAACGUGUGCAAAUGCACUGAGUGCAUUGAGACCCGCGGCCAUUUCGCUAAGCGGGCGAAGAUGUUCUCCCCUCGUCUGGAAGCGCCCUUGGCUCCCGUGACCCCGGACCAAGAAGACACCAACCCCAGCAACACCUUGCUCACCAACGAGCUGCUGGUGAAGUACCUCAACUACAUCGCCUCGCAAGCCAAAAAGCAGCACCGCUACAUCAACGAGAACUUGAGCCUGAUCAACCUGAUCAUCACGCUGGCGGAGAAGCCCGUGAUGAAGGACCUGUCCCUCGAACGCUACAAGCGCUUGUUCAGCCACAAUUACGUCGGCUACUUGGCCCGCACCAUCAAGGGCGACCAGCCCGAGAUGAAGGUGAUCUUGGGCGGCAUGGAAUUUUAA
This is a messenger RNA of Diutina rugosa, 1602 nucleotides long. RefSeq lists its product as uncharacterized. Gene Ontology annotation, molecular function: protein binding. The coding region runs from base 1 to 1602 and encodes 533 amino acids. The transcript has a single exon. The record is from RefSeq and is a predicted model, not a curated record. NCBI's taxonomy places the organism in Eukaryota, Fungi, Ascomycota, Pichiomycetes, Serinales, Debaryomycetaceae.